UACAGCUACAACAACGUCACAAUCUGAACUUGCAUCUCCAGUCGCCAUUGUCAUCAGCCUGACAAGAGGACUGAAGAACUGCCUGCCGGGUUGAUCGAUCAAUCUGUCCAGCUCGAAAGACGAAAAUGACGCUCGUGGAGAUGUGCGUGCACAUGGACUGCCCAGGGUGCGAGAAGAAGGUCCGGAAGGCGGUGCAGCGGCUGGAGGGCGUGCACGACGUGGAGGUCGACAUGGCGCAGCAGAAGGUGACGGUCAACGGGGACGUGGAGCAGAAGAAGGUGCUCAAGGCGGUGCGCCGGACGGGGCGCCGCGCCGUGCUGUGGCCGCAGCCCUUCGCCGGCGCCGCGGGCGGCGCCGCGCACGUCCUGGCGCAGCAGCAGCUCCUGUACGACCCCGCCGGCGCGGCGGGCCCGGCGCACGCCGCCUACGCGGCGCGACCGGGCUCCUCGUACAACUACCACAAGCACGGCUACGACGACUCGCGGCUGUACGGCGCCUACCAACACCACGGCGCCAGCUCGGCCAUCGCCGGCACCAGGGCCACCGACUACUUCAGCGACGAGAACGCGCAGGGGUGCGCCGUCAUGUGACAGUGACCGGCAGGAUCGCACGUCACCGCUCGUUGAUUGUUCUUCCGGUGUUUGCGCUUUCGGCUGGAAGGGAAGACGGGGAGGACAGCGGCGGCGACGGCCGCCGGGAGGCGGGUCGGAGCCGAACCCGUACGAAUCAGGGGGCUAGGUCAAAAAUAUACAAUGCAAAAUUUAUAUAUAGAUCUCUAAUUUGGAUCGUGACUAAUAAUCACGAUCCAAAUCAGGAGAUUUUCCAUACACACCUCUAGUUUGGAUCAAGAUCAGUAAUCACGAUCCAAAUCAGAAGCUUUAAUAUUUAUAAAAAUUCUCUAAUUUGGAUCGCGAUCAGUAAUC
Molecule: messenger RNA, 923 nt
Organism: Panicum hallii
Lineage: Eukaryota; Viridiplantae; Streptophyta; Magnoliopsida; Poales; Poaceae
Product: heavy metal-associated isoprenylated plant protein 28-like
Exons: 2
Coding region: 126-590 (154 amino acids)
Molecular function (GO): metal ion binding
Source: RefSeq, a predicted model, not a curated record